This is a messenger RNA of Acanthosepion pharaonis, 519 nucleotides long. The record is from the annotation of a GenBank genome assembly. NCBI's taxonomy places the organism in Eukaryota, Metazoa, Mollusca, Cephalopoda, Sepiida, Sepiidae.
AUGACACGAACAUCGACCGCUGAUACCCAUACGAAAGAAGGAAUUAUUUCAGUUACUUUCUUCUUCUUCUUCUUCUUCUUCUUCUUCUUCUUCUUCUUCUUUCUGUCGUUCUUUCAGGAUUCGCCUUCACACACACACAGACACACACAGACACACACACGCAUAUAUAUAAAUUUCUUAUAUUUCUAUAUAUAUUUCAACAUUUUCAUCUCUCUUUCUUUCUCUCCUUAUAUAUUUCAACAUAUUUCUCACCAUUUUCAUCUCUUUAUAUAUAAUCUCAACAAUUUAAUUUCUUUCUUUCUUUCUAUCUAUCUAUCUAUCUAUCUAUCUAUCUAUCUAUCUAUCUAUCUAUCUAUCUAUCUCAGUAUGUUCAUUAUCUAUCUCAGUAUGAACCUCUCUCUCUAUCUCAGUAUGUUUACUCUCUCUCUCUCUCUCUAUCUAUCUAUCUAUCUAUCUAUGUGCCAUAUGAGUUUUAUAUCCUUGUCAUCUAUUAAUGUAUUUUCAAUGAAAAUCAUUUAA